Molecule: messenger RNA, 4404 nt
Organism: Symbiodinium natans
Lineage: Eukaryota; Dinophyceae; Suessiales; Symbiodiniaceae
Source: the annotation of a GenBank genome assembly
AUGCGACAGUGCAGCAGCCACAACGCUGGAGGUGUUCGCAAGCUACUGCUCUGCCUGCAGGCCCGGGCAGGUGUCGUGUGCAGGUUUUAUGCGGUGCUGGAGGCAUCUAUGGCUCUGCACCGUCGGGAGGACGCAUGCCUGGUCUCGAAAAUCUUGAAGACGGCGCCGCUGCCUGUGGCCAGCGAUGAGCCGAGGCCUGCGGCCACGGCCGAGGCGAUCUACGAGGCGUUCACGGCCCAUUUUCCGGCAGACCCCAAUGGCUUGUGCAACGAUGAUGCAGACAUCAUCAGCUUAGCCAGGACUCCUCCACUCGUUUUCUGGGUCUUCGGCCAAUGUGACGUCUCAGGCGACUACAAGACGGAAGUCUGCCGACGGCUGGCACAGAAGCUGAAGCUGCAGUGGCUUCAGCCCACCUAUGUCCUCGAGUUGGCGGUGCGGACACCCCUAGGCCAGCGCUCGGCCCUGGCAAAGCGCUGCGUCGAGCAGCUGCAGCGAGGUAUGACGGUGCAGAUCGGGGAUGCCCUGAGGCUGACGCUCGAAACGAUGUCCUCGGCACUCUGCAAGGCGAAUGGCUACAUCCUGGACUUCCCCGCGGUCGGGGCGGAGGAAGUGCAGGAGGUCUCUGAAUUCUUCGAGAAGGUGAAGUCACUCUCCAGCGCGCCAGAGGUGCCGCUGGAGGACAUUCUGAAGGACGAGGUGGUGUUGGAGCCUUUGGCUCCCGAGCCGGAGCCUCCGAAGCCCCCUGCGGAGGAGGUGGAAGGAGAAGGAGGUGACCCGGAUGCUGCUCCUGAAGGUGCCGAGGCGGAGGGCGAAGAGGAAGGCCGCGCCAACGAGGAGGCCCCGGCUGAGACGCCGCCGGAGGACAUCGAGGCGGCGGGAGGCGAGGCCGCUCCCGAAGGAGGCACUGGAGAGGCGGCGCCGGAGGAAGUGCAGGAGCCGCCCCCACCGCCACCGCCUCCACCCCCGGUGGCGAACCCUUGGGCAAAUGCGCUGCCCAGGCGUUUCGUCGUGCUGUCAAUGGAGAGUGAGGAAGUCGGAGCCUGGCGCCUUCAGACGCUGAAGCUGAAGCACGAGGAGAAGGCACGCCUGCGCCAGGAGCUGGAAGACGCGGGCGAGGAGGUACCGGAGGAGGAGGAAGAAGUGGAAGAAGAGCUCCCGCAGAUCCCGGAAGAAGAGGAGGAGCAGCAGGCCCUCUUCGGCAAGAUGGCUGGCGAUGCUCUCAGGACCAUGGAGCCGUUCUACCCGCCCCCACCGCUGGAGCCAGCCACGACGUCUGUCCAGGUCACCCAACGGCUGGCCCCACUGCCGGACGAGUCGCAGCAGGAGGAGAACGAAACAGUAGAUAGAGAGGCACUGAAGCAGGGCGAGGCAGAGUGCAUCCAGGCACUGCGGAAGAAUUGCCCACUUCCGCUUCUGUCCCUGCGUGUGGACGGCCGACCCCCGACCGAGGCUGCAGAGCUCUUAGAGGUGACGACAGGUCCCUCCAGUGGCCUGUGCGUGCCCUUGCCGACACAGAUCGAAGGCGCAGGGGAUGAGCCCAAGGAGCUGCUGCGGCUGAACCUGGAGGAUCGGCAGUCAAGCCGGCGCUGGUCUCCGUGGAGGCUCCACUGCCCGGUUUCACUGCACGAGAAGCGGCUGACUCCGGGGAGCAGCGAGUUUGCCGUGGACUACUCAGGCUACGUCUUCCUCUGCGCGGGCGAGGAGCAGAUGAGGCGCUUUUGCCAGUGGCCUAAGCGCUUCCUGAUCGAGGCUCCUCGGAUCAAUGCCCCAGGCCUCGCGCUGGGCUUUGGGCUCCUGGGCCCAUGCGGCUACCGCGUGGCAGAGCUGGCAAAGCGGGCACAAGGCAGCUACGACUUUGACAUCGUGGACCUGGUGUCGCUCCUCGAGCGGGCCAUGAAGCAGCCGCCAAUGCCAGAGCCCCCAUUCCCUCAGGGGGAGGACGAGGCCGAGUUGCCUCCAAUGCCGGCACCCGGAGAGCCUUACCUGUCGCUUGCAGAGCGCACGGAGGCCCUCCAAGGCAAGCCCUUGGGUUUGGGCACGUGUCUAAGACUCAUCGGCUGGGCGCUGGGCAUUGAGAAGAAUAUCUCCCUGAUCCAGGAACAGGCGCGAGCGUUGGAGGAAGCGAAGAAGGUCCUGGAGGAGGCGCAGGCGGCUGGCAACGACCCGCCCGAAGACAUCACGCUGGACGAUGAAGGCCAACCGGUGAUAGCCCUCAGCGAGCCGCUGCACAAGCCCUCCAAAGGCUUUAUCCUGCAGGGAUUUCCCGAGUCGGUGGAGCAGUGUGAAGCUCUGGAGAAGCAGCUGGGCCUGACCUUGGAGCAGGUCUUGGUGUUGAAGCCCGGGGGCGAGGAGGCGCCCGACGUGGCCGAAACUCUGACCAAGCAAGGCUACGCCAGCAGGCUGCCGCUCCAGCCGAUCUUGGAAUCGCAGCUAGCCAACUUCGAGGCGCUGGCGGGCGUGGAGGGCCUACGCCUGGCGGAGGUGGCAUUGGAAGCCUCUGAGGAGGAGCAGUUCGUGCAAAUCCGCAAGCACGUCGAUCCCUUCUACGAAGUGGCCGAGGACGCCGCGAUGGCCGCCGAGAUACCGGAUCCCGACGAGUGGGUGCCCGAAGAGGUGGACCCGGAGGUUGAGGCGGAGCCUCAGGAGCCACCAGUCAUACCCUGGGGCAGCUGUGGCUCCUACUGUCCGGUCACCCUCAAGGAGCAGCGUUGGCUCUAUCCUGGCCAGAAGGAUUUUCAGCACGUCUACCGCAACUACGUCUUCGCUUUGGGCUCGGAGGCCGCCAGCGAGGCAUUCCUGCGGGAGCCCGUUCGCUACGUGCCGGUGGCGGAGGAACCUGUUCUGCCACCACCGCGGGUGAUGAUCACCGGGCCGACCGGAGCGGGCGUUGCCAAGCAGUGUGAGCUGCUGAGCCAGGUCUACAGGAUCCCAGUGCUCAAGCUUGAAGAGAUUUGGAGGGCCAAGACCCGAGAGCGCCUGGACAAGGUUCUUGAGGCCAAGCGUGCGGCCGCCAAGAAGGAGGCGCUGCAGCAGCCCAUGGUGGAGGUGCUGGGCGCGCCUCUGGCGGUGCGAAAGCUGAACGGCGAAAUGAUCUGCCAAGUUCAUGCGGACAUUUCUGCACCCGAAGAGCAGCUGAAAGGAGAGGUUGGGAUGGCCACCCGCAUCCCUGAGAUGUUCUUCAGCCUCGUGAAGAAUGAUGAUGGCUUGACCAUCGUCCUGGACAGCGAUCGGCCUUGGGACAAGCUCUUCGUGGAUGCAUGCACCUUCGGUGAUGUGCCGCUGAUUCAGUCGACCCUGCCGCUUCUCCAAACGACCCUGUGCGAGCAGAAGCAAGGCCUCCUUCUUGCCAUCCUCAAGAAGUGGACUCGCGUCGUCGAGCUGCUCCUCGAGAAAGGAGUGAGCCCGAACAUGGAGUUGAAUGAUGGCGGAGGACUGAGGCCAUUGCACCUCUGCGCGCGAUCGGGGGAUGCCGAUACACUUGGCGUGCUCCUACGUGGCAAGGCAGAUGUACAUGCAGCCAAUGAGGACGGAGACCGUGCUCUUCACUUCGCUGCCUGCCGAAAAGACAGCGACUUCGUGGCGAUGCUGCUGUCAGCAGGAGCAGAUCCCGCAGCAAAGAACUGCAUGGGCGAAACUGCCAUCGACAAUGCCUGGAACCAGGAUGUUCUGCAGACCCUGCAGAUGGACCACGAGAGUCUCGAGGCGCAGAUGCGAGUGCGAGAGCAGCAGCGACAGCAGCAGAAGCAGCAAGCCGCGCUGAAUGCCGACCUCUUGCCCCAGGUGCCAUCAGGAAGCCCCGAUUGGCUGGGCUCCUCGCGCCAGGAACUGAAGAAGAAGCAGAAUGCAGUGCAGGAAGCUGGGCAAGUUUCGUCGUGCCCUGUCGGCGAACUGCAAGUGACCACGCUGCUGAAUGACAACUCGCGGUUGCAUACGGACUCACAGAACUUCGGCCCCCGGAAGACCCGGGAAGUGUCCGCAGAUGGCAACGUCAACUUCCCCGAGGGCUGGGUCCCCCCGGAAGAGAAGCCGCCUGGAGAAGACGAGGAGGAGCCCGCGGACGAUGCACCGGUGGAGGAGGAGCCUGAGGACGACGGCCUCGACGAUGAGCAGCGCGAGGAGCUGUUCGUCCAGGCGAUGAAGGAUGCCUUUGGACCUCACUGUGGCGCCUGCAUCGUUGACGGCACUUGGUUUGGGGACCUCGAGCAAGAGGAGAUGUCGGACGAAGUGAGGACGGCACGAUCUCUUCAGAACCUACUGACCAAGGCACAGCGGAUUCCCGACCUGACCGUGAUCCUGAAGUGCAAGCACGACCUGGCGGCCAAGAACACCUUUGACUUCGAAGCUGUUGAUCGCGACUACCAGGAGCGGCUGGCUGCGUACAAGGCGGAGGCGCGAAGGGGCUAA